This is a messenger RNA of Gracilinanus agilis (Agile Gracile Mouse Opossum), 1490 nucleotides long. It is a transcript of the gene NCALD, whose product is annotated as neurocalcin delta. The coding region runs from base 81 to 662 and encodes 193 amino acids. The record is from RefSeq and is a predicted model, not a curated record. Gene Ontology annotation, molecular function: calcium ion binding; actin binding; tubulin binding. NCBI's taxonomy places the organism in Eukaryota, Metazoa, Chordata, Mammalia, Didelphimorphia, Didelphidae. Gene Ontology annotation, biological process: calcium-mediated signaling. Gene Ontology annotation, cellular component: cytosol. The transcript is spliced from 4 exons.
GAGGAGCUCAUUCUGACUUGUGGAAUCUACAGUGUGUUGUAAUCCAGUCAUCACUAGACAGCUGAAUCUCUGACACCAGGAUGGGGAAACAGAACAGCAAACUACGCCCGGAGGUGAUGCAGGAUUUGCUGGAAAGCACAGACUUUACCGAGCAUGAGAUCCAGGAAUGGUAUAAAGGCUUCUUGAGAGACUGCCCAAGUGGUCAUUUAUCCAUGGAGGAAUUUAAGAAAAUCUAUGGGAACUUUUUUCCUUAUGGGGACGCUUCCAAAUUUGCAGAGCAUGUAUUCCGCACUUUUGAUGCAAAUGGAGAUGGAACAAUAGACUUUAGAGAAUUCAUUAUUGCCUUGAGUGUAACAUCCAGAGGGAAACUGGAGCAGAAGCUGAAAUGGGCCUUUAGCAUGUAUGACCUGGAUGGAAAUGGAUACAUCAGCAAGGCUGAAAUGCUGGAGAUUGUUCAGGCAAUCUAUAAGAUGGUUUCCUCAGUAAUGAAAAUGCCUGAAGAUGAAUCAACACCAGAGAAAAGGACGGAAAAAAUCUUCCGCCAGAUGGAUACUAACCGUGAUGGCAAACUCUCCCUGGAAGAAUUCAUCCGAGGGGCUAAGAGUGAUCCCUCAAUAGUGCGCCUCCUGCAAUGUGACCCCAGCAGCGCCGGCCAAUUCUGAAACCCAUUCCCAUUGUCUGGAUGAAUUCUGUAGAGCUGCUUUUUUUUUCUUUUUUUUCCCUUUUUUGCCAAACAUUGGUGGUGAUGUUGCCUCUGUAUGGCCAGAUAUUUCUUCUUCUGUGACACCUUUUAGCUUCUUUUGUGGAUGUGUUCAUGGGAAUGCCAAGUGUUCUCAUCUGCUUGUCAAGAGCAUGGACAAUACUGUUCUACACAGAUUUUGUGGUGUUCAUUGUUUCAAGGGGUUUUUUAUUAUUAUUAUUGUUAUUUUGGUUUAACAUGUCUGUUUUUAAAACUAAGGAUCAUGGAUGCCAGAGUUCAAAAAGUCAUGUAACCCGUGAAGUAUCAUACCUGGGGGCCUGAAGAGAUUUAAAAGAUAUUUUAAAAAAGAAAAGACCAAAAAAGAAACUUAAAAAAACCCAUCAACUUCCCCAUAGUGUCUAUUCCUAAAUAUGCCUAAGUGUUCCAAGUACAGAUGCAGCUGGGGAGUAUUCCCCAAUAACAAGUUGCACCCUAGGUUGUAGGGCACAGCCACAAACUAGGCUUGAACAAUCAAUCCAAGAUGGCCCACUUCUAGUGAGGGGCUGUAGUGUCUAAGCUGUGAACAUUACUAAUGGUGAAUAAGGAGAGCAGGGGCCACAUAACUCAGCUGUUUUUGAAGCCACGUUUACACUAGACAAUUCAACCUAAUUUUAUUGAGGAAGUAAACAAAAACCUCCCAUAAUCCAUCUUCUAAAACCGGGCUUGUAUCUAGUCACUCUGUGUUAACAGAAAAGAAUGUUGUAAAUAUACAAUAAUGGCUGAUGAAGACAAAAACAGUAUUCUGAAAUGC